AUGAACCACGACAUCGACGAAAUGGUAAAACGCUGCUCUGAAUGUCGAACUCUUCUUCCUGUCAAUCCCAAAGAACCUCUGCAGCAACCACCUCUACCCACACGACCUUGGGACAAACUAGGCGUUGACCUUUAUAGUCUAAUUAAUGACCGAGAAUACCUUAUCGUCACGAACUAUUUCUCCUCCUUCACUGAAGUUUAUGAUCUUGGUAAAGACGCAACAGCACCAGCGUUGAUCAAAGAACUCACGCAAUUGUUCUCUCGAUUUGGUCAACCUGUUGAAGUCGUAUCAGACGGUGGUUCACAGUUUACUUGCAAAGCCUUUGCAACGUUUGUUGAAAGUUGGAAUUUUAUACUCACUGUAUCUUCUCCUACUCACGCUCAGUCAAAUGGCAAAGCCGAACCGCGGUAA
This is a messenger RNA of Paramuricea clavata, 411 nucleotides long. Lineage: Eukaryota; Metazoa; Cnidaria; Anthozoa; Malacalcyonacea; Plexauridae. The record is from the annotation of a GenBank genome assembly.